AUGGUGAUAGCACUAGUACUUAUCGGUAUUUCCAUGUUCAAUCUUACAGUGACCAGUUUACAAGCUGAUGAUUUUUACGUCCAUGGCUUGCCUCUUUUACCUACAAAGGCUUCUUCAAUCCGUAUGCAUGCCGGACAAAUACCUAUUAGUCCGAAAUAUGACGCAGCCCUAUUUUUCUGGCACUUUGCAAGCAAAAACCUUGCUGACAGAUCGAAAACAGUAAUUUGGCUCAAUGGAGGUCCUGGUUGUAGUAGUCUGAUUGGCGCUUGGUUAGGAAUUGGUCCAUUUCGCUUUCAGGGCAAAGAUACAAUAAUUGAAAAUGAUGGAUCUUGGCAUAUGUCUGCCAAUGUUUUGUUUGUUGACCAACCUGUUGGCACUGGCUUUUCUUAUACCGUUAAUAACUCAUUUAUUAGUGAUCUCGAUGAAAUGGCAAAUCAGUUUCUCAGUUUUCUCGAUCGAUACGUUGACGUUUUCCCAGAAUUACUUGACGAUGAUAUUUAUUUAGCUGGUGAAUCUUUUGCUGGUCAAUAUAUUCCUUAUAUUGCAAAAGACAUUCUAAUAAAGCGAUCUAUGUUGAAAUUACGUGGUCUUUUGAUUGGUAAUGGUUGGAUAGAUCCUGUGACUCAUUAUGAAUUUUAUUUACCUUUUGCAGUCGCAAAAAAUUUAGUGAAAGUUAAUUCUACUUUCUACAAUAAUAUUGCUAACGAUAGCGAAAAAUGUCAGCAGGCGUUAUCGAAUAAAGUUCUUGUUUUAGAAGAAACAUGUUCUUCAAUCCUGUAUGGAAUAGUAGAAUGCAGUAUGCUUACUCAAAGUGCAAUGAACAAAAAAUACAGAUGUGUCAAUGUCUAUGACGUGCGAUUAUAUGAUACAUGGCCUGCUUGUGGUAGGAAUUGGCCACCGGAAAUGGAAUAUAUCACGCUUUAUUUACAUCGAAAAGAUGUUAGGUCACGUAUACAUGUUGAUCGUAAUACAUCAGAAUGGGAAAUGUGUGUGGAUUCUGUUACGAGAACACUUGCUAAAACUGAGUCUGAACCAUCCAUUAAAUUUUUACCUGAUUUACUUCAGCAAGUUCCACUCCUACUUUAUAGUAGUGAAUAUGACUUGAUUUGCAAUCACUGGGGAAUGGAGAAAAUGAUGGAUAAUAUUACUUGGAACAAUAGAACUGGAUUUGACCUUGGAAAUGGUACUUUAGCUCCAUUAGAUCCCUGGUUUGCAGAUGAUGAUGAACCUGUCGGUCUUAUUCGAACGGCGCGUAAUUUAAGUUAUAUUUUAUUUUAUAAAGCCGGCCAUGUGGUCGCAUAUGAUUAUCCCCGUCGAUCGCUUGCUAUGCUAAAUCAAUUCAUGCAACUAAAGUUAUAUUCUAAUGCCUAUCAAGCAAGAAAACGAAACACAUUCAGAAAGAUGAUUACGAGCAUACGUGGUGCGUACAAGAGCAUUUAUUUCAUCGCAUUUGUUUCAUUUUUGAUCAUUAUUACUCUUACUGGAAUGGCUUGUUUUGUUAUACGAAAACAAAGACAUAUUAGAAUGCGCGUACCGUUUAUUAAGCCUCGUGUGUUGGAGUCACAAAAUCUUGAUGUCAGCCUACAGCAAAUGUUAGUAUAUUCUCCCGUCGGGGAGGCGCAAGAAAAUAUGUGA
This is a messenger RNA of Rotaria socialis, 1635 nucleotides long. Lineage: Eukaryota; Metazoa; Rotifera; Eurotatoria; Philodinida; Philodinidae. The record is from the annotation of a GenBank genome assembly.